AUGGCUGUGGACAUGAAGAAGAUCAUCCAGUGCAUCACCCAGGGAGACCAGGACAGCGUCCUCAUACAGCUGGACCACUACAACACUGAGUUUGCAGAGUGUUUCUUCUUUAAUGUGGAGGAAAGAGAGAGGAGAAAGCAACGAGAGCUGGAGGAGUUCCGCAGGAAUAAAGUGAGAGACUAUGUUCCUGGCUCGGACUCAGAUUUUGGCUCAGGAGAUGAAGACAGUGAGGAUCCAGACCUCGUCCUGCGCAGGCGGUUGGCUGAAGCUCUGCUCCGGUUUGUCAGGACUCGUCUCCAGCCCGGCGUUCUCAGCGUGUGUUUGCGUACGCUGCGUAUUCUCUCCCGUGAUCGCCAGGCACUCUCACCCUUCAUCACGGACUCCUCCAUUCUCACCCUCGCCUACCUGAGUGGCAUCAGAACCACGCCCCUUUCUCAGCAUGAUGAUGAGGGGGAGGAGAAAGAGAAUGUGGACCAUGUCGACUCAAAUCCCAUCAGCAACGUGGACUUCUAUGGCCAUUUCACUGACGCUAACUCAGCGGCUCCUCUUGUAAGCUCCACCCCCUCACUCACCACACACUGUGUAAAUGAGGACAUCAUGGAGAUGGAAAGAAGUGACGGCAUCCACGGAGUGUUGGCAAGAGGAAAGAGGGACACCAGAGAGGAGGAAGAGGAGGAGAGGAGUGAGUGGUGUGAUGAUGGAGAGGUGUGGAGGAAAGAAGCCAUGAAGACUCUCUGCAAUGUCAUCUACAACAGCCAGAGGGCGCAAGAGAGGGCCAGUGCACUGAGACUCCUCCCAGGUCUUUCAGAAAAGCUGAAGGAGGGCAUUCGCUCUGUGUCGCCCCCCAGUGGUCAGUUUUAUGAGCUGCGGUUGCUGUUCCUGCUGACGGCUUUAAGGCCUGAGCUCAGACGACAGCUGCAGCAGGAGCGCGGCGUGUCCAUGCUCACGGCCGCUCUGGAGCAGUGUUUGGCGGUUCAGUGGGCUGAUGUGUACGAGGUUGUGGCCUGGGACUCCGAGUCACCCCCUGUCUGUAAGGAGGUGUCUCAGCGCGCCAUUGAAAUCCUGAAAGUGCUGUUUAACAUCACGUACAGCUCACACACACAGCAGCCUGAUGAGGAGGAUGCAGCUCUGUACCGCCGCCUAGCUGCUGUACUGCGUCACUGCCUGCUGCUGCCCUGCCAAGGAGAAGAACUGACUGAGGAACUCCAGGGGCAGACGGUGAAUGUAUUGUCAGCACUUCCUCUUCAGUGUCUGGACGUCCUGCUCUCAACUCGUCUCUCUGAGAGAUCGAGGGAAUCAGGCGGCGUCAACAUGGACUGUGUCCACUCACUGCUCCUGUUCAUGGAGAGAAGACUGGACAGAGGUUAUAAGCUGAAGGAGAGAUUGACCCCGGUGCUGAACCUCCUGACAGAGAGCUGUCGGGCUCACAGAGAAACACGACACUAUCUCAGACAACAGAUUCUGCCGCCACUGAGGGAUGUGGCACUGAGGCCUGAGCAAGGGGACACGAUCCGUAACAAACUGGUGAGACUGAUGACACACGUGGACACGGAGCUGAAACACUGCGCUGCUGAGCUGCUGUUCGUGCUCUGCAAAGAAAAUGUGGGCCGGUUUGUGAAGUACACUGGUUAUGGCAAUGCAGCAGGUCUGUUAGCAGCCCGAGGUCUCCUGAGUGGCCGCAGCUCCACACCUCAGUCUCAGUACUCCAGCGACUCAGACUCGGACACGGAGGAGUACCGGCAGGCCAGAGACCGGAUCAACCUGGUGACAGGACGUGUAGAGGAGCCACAGCCCGACCCCAUGGAAGGGAUGAGUGAGGAGGAGAAGGAGGCCGAAGCUGUGCGUCUCGUUGCCAUGUUCAACAGACUCUCCAGGGAUAAGAUCAUUCAGCCAAUGUCUGUGAUGCCGGACGGCCGACUGACUCCUCUCUGUGGCCGUAUGAGAAACAGCACCCUGGAAGAGGAGGAAGAGGAGGAAGAAGAAGCAGACUGUGAAGAAGUGGAUUAGGAUGUGAUCCUGAACCUCCAGAACCUCAGUUCCAGCUCUGAUCCAAUCGCUAAUGUAGUGGACUGAAUGUGGAUUCUGUAGGGGGUAGAUUCUACAGGUACAGGGCUGUUAAUUAGAAGUGUAGAUGAAAAUGAAGAGCAAAAUGAAGGGAAAAGAGAAACAGGGUCAGUCCCAGAUACUGUACAGAGAAGGGAAAGAGAUGAAGAAUGAGAUAUAUAAUGUAUAUAAAAGCACAGAACAAGUCAGAUCUAUAGACAGGAAAGUGUGUGUGUGUGUGUGUGUGUGUGUGUGGUCAUAUGAUGGUAGCAUCCCUGCAGGAAAAUCUGUAA
Messenger RNA from Neoarius graeffei (lesser salmon catfish), 2336 nucleotides. Its product is annotated as synembryn-A. The coding region runs from base 1 to 2007 and encodes 668 amino acids. The record is from RefSeq and is a predicted model, not a curated record. Gene Ontology annotation, cellular component: cytoplasm; plasma membrane. NCBI's taxonomy places the organism in Eukaryota, Metazoa, Chordata, Actinopteri, Siluriformes, Ariidae. The transcript is spliced from 13 exons. Gene Ontology annotation, biological process: G protein-coupled receptor signaling pathway. Gene Ontology annotation, molecular function: guanyl-nucleotide exchange factor activity; G-protein alpha-subunit binding.